Messenger RNA from Eurypyga helias (sunbittern), 1164 nucleotides. RefSeq names its product protein spinster homolog 3-like. The annotation marks the transcript as partial. Lineage: Eukaryota; Metazoa; Chordata; Aves; Eurypygiformes; Eurypygidae. Gene Ontology annotation, molecular function: transmembrane transporter activity. Gene Ontology annotation, biological process: transmembrane transport. The record is from RefSeq and is a predicted model, not a curated record. Gene Ontology annotation, cellular component: membrane. The transcript has 8 exons.
AUGCAAAACCCCGGUGCCCAUGAGAACACAGCCUUGCAGUUCCAGCCACCUCCCGAGGAGCAGAAUUAUGGAGCUACUGCAGCGCACGUGGGACAAGGUCCGUUUGUGUCUGUGUCGAGGAACAGUCCAGCAAAGAGAGAUUACCUGAUCACUGCUGUGCUGUGCUAUGCGAAUCUAAUAAACUUCAUGGACUGGUUCAUUGUGCCAGGGAUCCUGCUAGAUAUACAAAAAUACUUCGAGCUUAGCGAUGGGGAUACAGGUCUACUGCAAACAGUCUUCAUCUUGUUUUACAUGCUGGCUGCCCCAAUCUUUGGAUACCUCGGUGACCGCUACAAUAGGAAAAUCAUCCUUGGAGCUGGUAUUUUCUUCUGGUCUGGUGUAACAUUAGGCAGUUCAUUCAUCAGUGAAUCGUAUUACUGGAUAUUCUUUCUUUCACGAGGACUAGUUGGCAUUGGCACAGCCAGUUAUUCCACAAUAGCACCUACCAUCAUUGCAGACCUGUUUGAGGAAGGAAAAAGGACCACAAUGUUAUCUAUCUUCUAUAUCUUCAUUCCAGUGGGAAGUGGUCUUGGUUAUGUCCUCGCAGCUGGCAUGGCAGAAGUCACAGGUGACUGGCACUGGGCAUUCAGGAUAACUCCUUGCAUGGGAGGUCUAGCACUGGUUCUUCUGGUUCUACUGGUCCCUCACAGGACCCAGAGAAGGACAGCAGCACACAGAGCACUGAGCAUCUCCGGCACAAUACGGGUCGCGGCUGAGAAACCAGGUGUACAGAGAACGGCCAAGACUACUUGGUGUCAAGAUGUUGUAUCACUUGCCAAGAAUUGGAGUUUCGUCUGGUCCUCACUGGGUCUGACUGCCAUGGCCUUCGUUACCGGAGCCCUGGGAAUGUGGGUACCACUGUUUUUGUACAGGGCUCAGGUCAUGCAGGGCAUUGUAUCCCCAUGCCUCCAAGAAUCAUGCAAUUCCUCUAACAGCCUAAUAUUUGGAGGCAUCACCAUUGGGACAGGAAUCUUGGGUGUCAUUGCUGGGGCAGAAGCUGCAAGAAGAUUAAGGAAGUUAAACAAUAAAGCUGAUCCUCUGAUCUGUGCCACAAGCAUGUUCAUCUCUGCUCUGUGCCUCUACAUAGCCUUGAUGGUGGCCCAGACGAACAUCCUUUCCACUUUU